UUUCAUUUUCAGGAAGAAGCAGCCCUUGCGUUUCAUCCACAGCUGCAGGCUCAGAUCCGCUAACGUUGAUCAAAUAUUUCGAAACAGCUGCUCGUCAGCCAAAUCACGUUUUCUAUGUAGUCGGAAAGCGCCCGGACUAACCAGCCGCCCAUCCCGGUGUGAGGCCAGAGAAUAUGGACUGGACAGUGAGCAAGCAGGCUCUGCUGGGCUGCAUUUUAGCGUUGCUUUGCUACACUGGAGUCCAACAUAAGGGGGUGUGCAGUGCCAGCACAGUGUCCCUUCCUGAAAGUCUGCUCUUUGUGUCUACCUUGGAUGGAAACCUGCACGCCGUCAGCAAGAAAUCUGGCUCUAUCAAAUGGACUCUGAAAGAAGAUCCAGUUCUUCAGGUCCCCACACACGUUGCAGAGCCAGCUUUCUUACCUGAUCCCAAUGAUGGCAGUCUGUACUCUCUGGGAGGAAAAAACAACGAAGGCCUCACAAAAUUACCAUUCACUAUCCCCGAGUUGGUCCAAGCCUCUCCCUGUCGCAGCUCUGAUGGAAUCCUUUACAUGGGUAAGAAGCAGGACCUGUGGUAUGUGGUGGACCUGCUGACUGGUGAGAAACAGCAGACUCUGACUUCCUCCUUUGCGGAGAUGCUCUGCCCUUCUUCAUCACUGCUCUAUCUGGGACGCACAGAGUAUACCAUCACCAUGUACGACACCAAGAGUAGAGAGCUGCGUUGGAACGCCACCUAUUCCGACUACGCCUCCACCCUUCCAGAUGAUGACACCAAAUACAGUGAGAUUAUUAUUCACGCCAGCCCCUCUUGGCUCAGUUUCCAGUGGCCGUCAGUGGUCUGCUUGUUGUCCUCCACAGAGAUGGCUCAUUUUGUGUCCAACGGGGACGGCCUUGUGGUGACUGUGGACAGUGAAAGUGGAGACAUCCAGUGGGUCCAGAACUACAACUCCCCUGUGGUGGCAAUGUAUAUCUGGCAGCGCGAGGGUCUUCGCAAAAUCCCCCACACCAACGUGGCCGUGGAGACCCUGCGUUACCUCACUUUCAUGUCUGGAGAGGUUGGCCGCAUCACGCAGUGGAAAUAUCCGUUUCCUAAAGAGAAGAAACCAAAGAACAAAUUCAUGGCCACUUUGUACGUUGGAAAAUACUCAACAAGUCUGUAUGCAUCUCCCUCUCUGGUGCAUGAUGGAGUAACUGUGGUGCCCCGUGGCAGCACCUUCCCCCUGCUGGAAGGCCCUGAUAGCCAGGAGACAGAGGAGGACAAAGAGUGUGUCAUCACACCCAGCACAAGUGUGAAAUUUAACGCUGCGCUCCGCGAGCGACACCGAGUCAACUACAUGAGAAACUACCUGCUCCUCAUAGGUCAUCAUGAAACACCCCCUGAAGCUCACACUAAGAUUCUUGAGAAGUUCCCCGACAACUUUCCCCGCAAUCAAGCCAAUGUCAUCCCACCUACGACUGACAAGAAAGUGGAGGAGAAGGUCAAUGAUAGUGGAAUGGAGGAUGGGCCCCCUUCAGCUGUGUCUGAGACCUCUAUCCAGGAGCCCGGCACCGGUGGUCGCACUGCACGUCCUGAGGCCCCUGUGGACUCGAUGCUAAAAGACAUGGCCACCAUUAUCUUUUCCACUUUCCUCCUGGCUGGCUGGCUAGCCUUUGUGAUUAUCUACCCUAAAAGUGUGCACAAGCAGCAGCAGCUGCAGCACAAAGAGUUCCAGAGACAAAUGGAGGAGAGGCUGGAGCUGCUCCAGAGACAGCAGCCCUUCUGCCCGGCAGACGUCGGCCUGGGUUUGGCUGCAGACGGCGACUACCUGGAGGUGGCCCGCACUCGCUCCGAUUGCUCAGACCAGAGCAGCCCUAACGUCACACCCCGCGCCUCCAACCACUCCAACCUAUCUGUGUCGGAACUGGGCAGCAUAGCCAACGAGCACGAAGAUGGAGAGGAGGACUCCAGUAUCAUCAAAGUGGGAAACAUAGCUUUCUAUCCUAAGCAGGUCUUGGGACAUGGGGCUGAAGGGACGAUAGUGUACAAAGGUGUUUUUGACAACCGUCAAGUGGCUGUGAAGAGAAUCCUCCCAGAGUGCUUCAGCUUUGCAGACCGAGAGGUCCAGCUGCUGAGGGAAUCUGAUGAGCACCCAAAUGUCAUCCGCUACUUCUGCACUGAGAGGGACCGGCAGUUCCAGUACAUCUCCAUCGAGCUGUGUGCGGCCACACUUCAGGAGGUCAUUAUCAGCUAUGUGGAGAGAAAUGAUUUCAAUCGUCAUGGACUUGAGCCCGUUAUGCUCCUUCAGCAGACCAUGUCAGGGCUGGCACACCUGCACUCUCUUAACAUAGUCCACAGAGACCUAAAACCCCACAACAUUCUGGUCUCCAUGCCCAAUGCGCACGGCCGGGUCCGGGCUAUGAUUUCUGACUUUGGUUUGUGUAAGAAGCUCGCGGUGGGGCGCCACAGUUUCAGCAGGAGGUCGGGGGUCCCGGGCACCGAGGGCUGGAUAGCCCCCGAGGUUCUCAGUGAAGACUGCAAACACAACCCGACUUGCGCCGUUGAUAUCUUCUCUGCCGGUUGUGUUUUCUACUACGUGGUGUCCCAAGGAAGCCACCCCUUUGGCAAGUCUCUGCAGAGGCAAGCAAACAUCCUACUGGGCACAUACAGCCUUGACCAUCUGCAAAGUGACCAGCAUGGGGACAUUGUUGCCAGAGAUCUGAUAGAGCAGAUGCUGAGCAUGGAUCCCCACAGAAGGCCUUCAGCUGAAAGUGUUCUCAAACACCCUUUCUUCUGGAGUCUGGAGAAGGAGCUGCAGUUCUUUCAAGAUGUGAGUGACAGAAUAGAAAAGGAACCGCUCGACGGACCAAUUGUGAGACAGCUAGAGAGAGGGGGAAGGGCUGUUGUCAAGGGUGAUUGGAGAGAGCACAUCACCGUACCACUGCAGACAGAUCUGCGGAAAUUCCGCUCCUACAAAGGUGGCUCCGCCAGAGACCUGCUGCGUGCAAUGAGAAACAAGGCAAGAAAACACCAUUACAGAGAGUUACCUGCUGAGGUGCAGGAGACUCUUGGCUCCAUCCCGGAUGACUUUGUUUCCUACUUCACGUCCCGUUUCCCUCACCUGCUGAUGCACACCUACCUGGCCAUGCGGACCUGUGCAGCUGAGAGGCCUUUCCUGCCUUAUUACUCGGCUGCAGCACAGCUCUCUAAAACCCAGUCCCAGUGUGCACACAAUGGACCACAAAGACUAAAUGAGCCAUGCACUCAGCCCCUGCCAAUGCACUCUUCACUACCGUCCUCACAGCCCGAGGAACCCUCGCACACAACGCCGUCCCUGCAGGUCAGCCAGACAGCAGCCGCUGAACCGGAGCCGUCAUGGCCAGAUGAGCCGGCACCUUCACAGACAGAGCAGCCCUCAGAACCGCCGCCGCCCACAUUGACUGACUUGAGCCUCCCGAAUGGCUUGAGCCUCACCGCUCCGGGAGACGGUCCCACGACGAACAAUGAAAGGUGCGAACUGAACCUCACUCGGGUGGAGCCAGCACAGAUGGGAGCUUUGCCUUAAACAGUGGGAAAUUAAGUUGGUGUCAUUUGCAGUGCCCUGAGCUGCUGAGGAACCAGGCCUGCAGCGCCUGGGCUCCACAGCCCGGUGCACUGAGCGAAGUGCCUUCUGACCACCCAAAUCAUGUGAUCUACAACACAAUUAUGUCCACAAGCGGCAUUUUGCCAGAAAGCUGUCACAGGGAUGUUUCUAUUUUUUUUUUGUACUGAGCAGAUAAAAUGCUUUUAAUUCUAUUACAAUCCGUUCAAAGGAAGUGUUGGUGCAACAAAAAAUCUGGUCUCUGCUGUGGGAAAAGUUUCCAGGUGUGGUGGAACUCUUUUGCUGUUUUAUUGUGCAAUGAUGUGUAUUCCUCAGCGAGUCUGUUUGCUGCACACACACUGUAUGUAUAGUUUUGUAUAGACUGGUUCCAAAUUUAAAACAUAAAUCACUUAAUGUGGCCAGUGUGCCUUCUUUUUUUUUUAUUUAAAGAAAAUAUCACUGUGCUGCUUGGUUAAAAAUCUCUGAAAUAGGCAAUGCUUGAUGUGUUUGAUUCCAGUAAAUGCUGCUAGACUACUUUCUUCUCUUUUGUAAAUCAAAACUGUUGUGCUGACUCAGUGAGAGAGGACUGCUCCAAAGGGUGUUCAGGGUGGCAUCUGAAUGCAGUAAGUAAUUUAAUCUUUUAUGUUUAUGUCGUCCAAUAUGAGUUUCAGGUGAAAGAGUGCUCAUGUAAACUUUUUAAAGGGUGUCAAAGUGAAGUUAAUGACUUGCACAUUAAAUUCUAUUUUUUUUCUACUCAUAA
Molecule: messenger RNA, 4314 nt
Organism: Menidia menidia (Atlantic silverside)
Lineage: Eukaryota; Metazoa; Chordata; Actinopteri; Atheriniformes; Atherinopsidae
Source: the annotation of a GenBank genome assembly